AGAUCCAGAACACCAGGAACGCUCCCAGGCCACAGUAGUCGCACAGUUUCGCGACUACCAACCAGAAAAGUUUUCCGGCCAAGGAGAUCCUCGUAUUGUAGAUGAAUGGAUCCAGGGUCUCGAGAUGAUUUUCGAGCUGAUCCGAGAAAAGUAUUAUCCCUCGUAUUACCGAGUAGACAUGGAACGCCAGUUUUUGGCACUUUUCCAAGGUACUCGUUCUGUUGACGAGUAUGAAAGAGAGUUUACCCGUCUCGGAGCUUUUGUACCAGAUCUUGUAGGUACGGAAGCGAAGAGAGCCCAUCGUUUCACUGACGGACUUCGCCCAGCAGUCCGCCACAACAUCGUAGGUCACGGCGUCCAAACCUACGCCCGCACAGUUGCCAUUGCACAAGAAGUUGAUGCCAGUAUCCGACGAGAAGCCGCCCAGACACCAGCCCAGCCAGUUGCCCAGCCAUCAACUCAGCCCAAAGAUGUCCAACCAUCAAAGAACCAGAAGAAGAGAAAGUUCAGAGGAGGUCCAGACGAUCGCAAGAACCGCCCCCGACAACAACUGACCCUACCUUGUGUCACUUGUGGAAAGCGCCACCGUGGAGAGUGUCUUGUGGGCCAGAAUGUUUGUUUCUUUUGCCGCCAGCCAGGUCAUUUCAACGCCAACUGUCCAGAACGACUGCAACAACAACCGCAACAACGUCAACCGCCACAACAACCUCAACAACAGCAAGCCAGGCAGCAGCCACCACGACCCCAGCAACAGCCACGCGGCAGACAGCAGGCCCGUGUUUUUGCAGUUGACCAGAGGGAGGCCGACCAGCACCCAGGUACCAUGUUCGGGAUGAUUAUUCUUAAUGAUGUGCCUAUCUAUGCCUUAUUUGAUACUGGAGCAACCCAUUCCUUUAUAUCACGUCGAUGUCUUGAAACUAUUGGGGUUCGUUCCACUACCGCUGUCGAUCCUCUCGAGGUGAGUUUAGCCUCGGGAAGAAAGAUAGUGACUGAUGCUAGAGCCACCGAUCUCAGCCUUUCCAUCGGCGGCCAUAUUAUGAUUACUGAUGCUUAUAUUAUCGAGAUGAGGGAUUUCGACCUCAUACUCGGUAUGGAUUGGCUAACCGGAUUUCACGCAGAUAUUCGAU
Striga hermonthica is the source of this 1127-nucleotide messenger RNA. Lineage: Eukaryota; Viridiplantae; Streptophyta; Magnoliopsida; Lamiales; Orobanchaceae. The record is from the annotation of a GenBank genome assembly.